Molecule: messenger RNA, 864 nt
Organism: Scatophagus argus
Lineage: Eukaryota; Metazoa; Chordata; Actinopteri; Scatophagidae
Gene: hbae4
Product: Hemoglobin subunit alpha-D-like
Exons: 3
Coding region: 317-742 (141 amino acids)
Biological process (GO): hydrogen peroxide catabolic process; oxygen transport
Cellular component (GO): blood microparticle; hemoglobin complex; haptoglobin-hemoglobin complex
Molecular function (GO): organic acid binding; peroxidase activity; haptoglobin binding
Source: RefSeq, a predicted model, not a curated record
GACGCGCAGAAAGCAGCAGAUAGCGCAGUGGUGUGGAGCCUCCACCCUGCCCUGGCUGUAGUCUGAUAACGCAGAGGACUGGAUCAACACCGACACUUUUACCAUUACUCCUCGGUUUUUGCUUUUCACAAAGGGAAGGAAUAUUAUUUCAUCUCCUUUACUCACCCUCUGCUUCUGCAUACUGUUAAACGGCGUUAAUGCAGUGAUUUUUGUUUUAAAAAAAUGGUUGAUUAACACUUUUUAAUGCACAUAUUUGCCGCCUUUUGUGAAUCUGACUGUGGCCUCCGCUGUAGACUCAUUUCACUCUCUGGAUGCAAUGCUCUCGAAGAGGGAAAAAGAGCUUAUUGCAGAAAUAUGGACAAAACUGAUUCCGGUGGCAGAAGAUAUUGGGUCAGAUGCCCUUCUUAGGAUGUUUGCCUCCUACCCAGGUACCAAGACGUACUUUUCCCAUCUGGACAUCAGUCCUCGCUCCGCUCACCUGCUCGCUCACGGGAAGAAGAUUGUAAUGGCCAUAGCAGAGGGAGCCCAAGAUAUCAGCCAGCUGGCCGAGAAUCUGGCUCCCCUGCAAACCCUGCACGCCUACCAGCUCCGGAUAGACCCGACCAACUUCAAGCUUUUCUCACACUGUAUGCUCGUCACCUUGGCCUGUUACAUGGGUGACAACUUCACACCGGUUGCACACGCAGCAAUGGACAAGUACCUGUCAGCUUUCGCAGCCGUGCUCGCCGAGAAAUACAGAUGAGACCCAACCGCCUGUUUGUAGGAAGUAUACAAACCAUUUACGAUGCCAUAUGAUAUGAAAUAUUUAAGCUUUUGUGGUUGUUAUAAUGCAAUAUUUUGUUAUAAUAAAACAUGCAAAACACC